AACCUUUGACGUUGUACUGUACAAUUAAAAAAUAACGUAUUAAAAAAGUUUCUAAAAAUUACAUACCGUGUUCUAUGGUGUACUGGGUAUUCAGGAUUCGCAUGCUCCAGAGUGUUCUUUUUACCAAAUAUCGCUUGAAAAACCAAUUGUGGACCAAAUUUGCUAUAUAUGGUAAAUCUAACUAUUCUAAAUUCUUCUUUUAGUCACUCUUUUCUUCAGAACUGUCUUCCUCCGGUUGCCUCUGGCUUACAGUCUUUAAAAUGUCGGUUCUAUCACAAAACGCCAGCAACUAGGUACAUCGAUGCUUCUGCCCAAGUGGUAUCCCGUAGCCCUGCUGCUGUCAGCAAAACCGGAGCUAUAAAAUAUGAUUCUCCUGCGGCUCCUUUGCUAUCCCAGGACGUGCUGAUCGUGGAGCGACAAUUAGAGAUGAUGAAUGUGUUUCUUGGCUAUGAACAAGCCAAUCGUUAUGUUAUCCUAAAUCAUGAAGGUCAUCAUCUUGGAUAUAUAGCUGAGAAGGGUCAUGCUUCGUUUCUCUCCAGUAUGUCUCGACAGCUAUUUCAUACACAUCGUUCAUUCGUUGCAGACGUCAUGGAUGUACAUGGCAAUCCUAUUUUACAGUUGCAAAGACCUUUUUCAUGGAUCAAUUCCCGUCUCAAUGUUAGUGCUUUUGAUUAUUCAUCAAGCCAACCGUCAUUAGUUGGUGAAGUUAUCCAGAAAUGGCAUCCUUGGCGUCGUAAAUACCAGCUGUUCUUAAGUCAAUCCGAUAUGUUAGAUCAGUUUGCUGCGGUUGAUGAGCGGAUUUUAAGUUGGGAUUUCUUGCUACGUAACGCUGACAACCAAAUCCUUGGAAGUGUCAACCGUAACUUUAUGGGCUUGCCAAGAGAGUUCUUUACCGAUACGGGUAAUUAUGUUUUGCGAUUUACUUCUGAAGAUGCAAACUCGGGAAAUGCCGAUACCAAUCAACUCUUGCAAGCUGCCGAAGGUGAUAGUAGUCAAAUUUGCCCACGCGAAAUGAGUUUAGAAGAGAGAGCCGUUAUGCUUGGAUCCGCUGUAACUAUUGACUUUGAUUAUUUCAGUCGUAGCAAUAGUCCUGCAGCAGGUUUUACUUUCCCAAUUAUGUUCGGUUCCUCUUCUCCAGAAAGUGAUUACCAAUCUGAAGACAUAUCCGCUCAAGAGAUACUUAAAGAUGAACAAAAUCCAAGUCAUACGUCGACUGAGAACUCAAUGCCAGAACAAAGAUCUCCCUUUCUUUCCGAUGCUGACCUAGAUCGCUCUAACGAUUUUUGGGAUGUUUUUGACCAAGACUCAGAUGAUAGGUGGUAAAUUUAGCUUAAUGCUAAGUUUUCAUGAAAAUCACUUACUUCUGAUCGUUAUGAUAUCUAUAUGUGUUUAUGCCUAAAAGAUUACGAGUUUAUAUGUGGAUUACUUUACUUUAGUUGAUAUUUCCCUUUUUGAUAGGACGGUGCUGAGUUAGUUAUAAUUAUAUUAAAAAUUAAUUGCAUUCAUUCAUCGAGACCUCUAUGGAGUUUUCGGCAUAUUCUUUAAUAAUUGAA
Messenger RNA from Schizosaccharomyces octosporus yFS286, 1553 nucleotides. Its product is annotated as phospholipid scramblase. The record is from RefSeq and is a predicted model, not a curated record. Gene Ontology annotation, biological process: plasma membrane phospholipid scrambling. The transcript has a single exon. The coding region runs from base 169 to 1323 and encodes 384 amino acids. Gene Ontology annotation, molecular function: phospholipid scramblase activity. Gene Ontology annotation, cellular component: plasma membrane. Lineage: Eukaryota; Fungi; Ascomycota; Schizosaccharomycetes; Schizosaccharomycetales; Schizosaccharomycetaceae.